UGUUGUGCGUGAAACAAGAAAAAACUAUGCCCCACUUUGUUUGUUUGGCGCUCCGAACAGAAUAAGUUUCGCAUCGUGCCUCCCCGGCCACAGGCGGCUCCCUGUCGCGUUACACAAGAGCGGUCCACAGCGGGCGCCGAGCAGCGUUUUAAAACGGGUGGUUUAAAGAACUGAUAAGGCUUCCGUUUCAAGCCGAAUCGGAAUGGAUAAUCGCGUUUAGAGGUCUCGGUUCGUGUUGAACCCACCCCCGCGGUGGGGGAGGAGUGUGGGCAAUCUGCCAGACAGAAUGGAGCCCAAAAAAGGAAAUCAUACUAGCGCUUAAACCGGAUCACCUCGCAUUGGACGACGGCGCGCGCUCAGUGAGGUAGUUUCGCGGCGGCGGCGUACGGUGACGCAAUUUCUCGACGAUUAGGAGAGCAUCGGUUCGACAAUAUCAUUCAUCGACGAAUCGAAACCAUGGCACUGCACGGAUUUCUCGAGUUCUUCCAGCGGGAGAAAACCUUCCGACCGAAAAAACGCUUCACACAGGGCACGAUCCGGUACUCGCUGCACAAGCAUGCCAACGCAAGCCUGCAGUCCGGCAUCAAUCUGAAGGAGGUGGUCAAAUUGCCGCCCGGGGAAAACAUGAACGAUUGGCUGGCGGUGCAUGUGGUCGAUUUUUUCAACCGAAUCAAUCUCAUCUACGGCACCAUUUCGGAGUACUGCAACGAAACGUCGUGUCCGACGAUGAGCGGCGGCUCCAAGUACGAGUACCUGUGGGCCGACGGUGGAACGUACAAAAAACCGAUCCAACUGCCGGCACCGCGCUACAUUGAGCUGCUGAUGGAUUGGGUCGAAAAUCAGAUCAACACCGAAACGCUCUUCCCCGUCUCGACCGAUGUGCCAUUUCCGCGAUCGUUUCCAAUGCUCUGCAAGAAGAUCCUGACCCGGCUGUUCCGGGUGUUUGUGCACGUGUACAUCCAUCACUUCGAUCGCAUCUUCAGUAUUGGCGCGGAGGCGCACGUAAAUACCUGCUUCAAACAUUUCUACUACUUCGUGACCGAGUUCGAGCUGAUGUCAGCGAAAGAACUCGAACCGCUGGCGGUCAUGACUGCUCAGAUGUGCAAAGACUAGUCGUGGUGCG
Anopheles cruzii is the source of this 1123-nucleotide messenger RNA. It is a transcript of the gene Mob3, whose product is annotated as MOB kinase activator-like 3. Gene Ontology annotation, molecular function: protein kinase activator activity. Gene Ontology annotation, cellular component: cytoplasm; nucleus. Lineage: Eukaryota; Metazoa; Arthropoda; Insecta; Diptera; Culicidae. The record is from RefSeq and is a predicted model, not a curated record. Gene Ontology annotation, biological process: positive regulation of protein phosphorylation; signal transduction. The coding region runs from base 457 to 1113 and encodes 218 amino acids. The transcript has 2 exons.